This is a messenger RNA of Malurus melanocephalus (red-backed fairy wren), 9896 nucleotides long. RefSeq names its product tRNA N(3)-methylcytidine methyltransferase METTL2-like. Gene Ontology annotation, molecular function: tRNA (cytidine-N3)-methyltransferase activity. Bases 19 to 1134 code for a protein of 371 amino acids. The transcript is spliced from 9 exons. The record is from RefSeq and is a predicted model, not a curated record. NCBI's taxonomy places the organism in Eukaryota, Metazoa, Chordata, Aves, Passeriformes, Maluridae.
GCGACGCUCGAGCCCGUCAUGGCGGCGCCCAGCGMGGCGCGGGAGCGGCGGCCCUUCGGGAGGCGCUUCCUUACCGACCCCGCGCGGCUCUUCCAGCACAACGCCUGGGAUAAUGUGGAAUGGUCAGAAGAGCAGGAAGCCAGUGCCAGGAGUAAAGUUCAAGAGAACAGCUCACAGCUAUUGCCACAAGAUAAACAAGAGGAAUAUGAGGUGAAUGCUCAGAAAUACUGGGAUGACUUCUAUAAAAUCCACGAAAAUGGCUUUUUCAAGGACAGGCACUGGCUGUUCACUGAAUUUCCUGAGCUGGCACCUGACAGAAACUCAAGCCUAAAUGGAGAUUCUGUGCAUGAAUUYAGUAACACAGAAAAAUCCAACAAUGAAGGGCUGAGAAGCUGUGAAAAUUGCCAUUGUUCAUUGAAAACCAGGAUAGAGAGUCAGUUAAACCUGAUAAAAAGCCCACCUGGGGACUGCACAGAGGAGUUGGCUGCCCAGGACCCUGAGCUGAGCCAGAGUGAUGGGGAUUACCCAGGAUCAGCUGCAUCUUACCGUAUAUUAGAGGUUGGCUGUGGGGCUGGGAAUACAGUCUUCCCAAUAUUACAAACCAACAAUGAYCCAGGCCUGUUUGUUUAUUGCUGUGAUUUUUCUACAACAGCUGUGGAUCUUGUCCAGAACAAUGCAGAAUAUGAUUCUUCUCGCUGCUUUGCAUUUGUCCAUGACUUGUGCAAUGACCAAAGUCCUUUCCCGAUGCCAGAGGAGAGUCUUGACAUUGUUAUUCUUAUCUUUGUCCUCUCAGCAAUUCUCCCAGAGAAGAUGCAGCACAUCGUGACCAGACUGAGUCGCCUGCUGAAACCAGGGGGAAUGAUCUUGUUACGAGAUUACGGACGUUACGAUCUCGCCCAGCUUCGGUUUAAGAAAGGUCAAUGUCUGUCUGAUAACUUUUAUGUGAGAGGUGAUGGCACCAGGGUCUACUUCUUCACACAAGAUGAGUUAGAUCACCUCUUCACCACAGCUGGGCUGGAGAAAAUCCAGAAUUUGGUUGAUCGGCGAUUGCAAGUGAACCGUGGGAAGCAGAUGACGAUGUAUCGGGUGUGGAUCCAGUGCAAGUACUGCAAGCCUGCUGCCCCUCAGCCAUGAGGCAUGUGGGCUUUGGGCUAGAGCUUCUUCAUGUCUCCUCCUGGUGCUGUGUGUGAUGAGUUCGGCACACCCAGCACCUCAGUGCCUUGUACGGUGCCUGGCAUCACUUCAAGUGAGUUUGGCUAAGGACGAAUGUCCUGAGAGUAGAGCAAGCAGUAUUUAGAUGUCAUAAAAUCACAGAAUAUACCRAGUUGGGAAGGACCAUCAGGAUCAUCAAGUCCAAUUCCUGACCCUGCAGAGGAUAUCCCARCACCCACCCCGUGCCUGAGAGCAUUGUCCAAGUACUCCUUGAGUUCUGGCAGCCUUGGGGCCAUGACCAUUCCCUGGGGAGCCUGUUCUAUGCCCCAGCAUCCUCUGYGGGAAGAACCUUUUCCUGAUAUCCAGCCUAAACCUUCCCUGACACAGCUCCAGCCAUUUUCUCAAUUCCUGUCCCUGRUCAGGAGAGUGAMGAGAUUGGUUCCUGCCCCUCUGCAGUCCCUCAGGAGGAUGUUGAAGAUCCCAAUGAGGUCUGACCUCAGUCUCCUCCAGUUGAACAGACCAAGUGCUCUCAACUGCUGCUCAUACGGYUUCCCCUCAAGGUUCUUCASCAUCGUGGCCCUUCUCUGGAUGCUCUCUAGUGGCUUAAUGUCUGUUUUAUAUUGUGGUGCCCAAAACUGCCCCACAGCACUUGAGGCGAGACUGCUCCAGUGCAGAGCAGGACAAUCCCCUCCCUGACCAGGGAUGCUUUGCCUAAUGCCCCCAGGAUACAGAUGUCCUUCCUGGCUGCCAGGGCACUGCUAACCUAUAUUCAAUUUGCUGUGGACCAGGACUCCCAAGUUCCUUUCUGCAGCUGCUCUCCAACUUCUUCAUUACCCAGUCCAUCCACACAUCAAUGGUUGCCCCUUCCCAGGUGCAGAAUCCAGCACUUGCCCUUGUUGAASUUAACACAGUUGGUGAUUGCCCGUUUCUCUGUUGUGUCAAGGUCUCUCUGCAGGCCCUCUUUGCCUAUGAGAGACUCAACAGCUCCUCCCAGUUCAGUGCAGUCAGCAAACGUACCYAGUAUUCCUUCAAGUUCUGCAUCCAGRUCAUUAAUGUGGAUGUUGAAGACCACAGGGUUGAGGAUGGAGCCCUGUAAAUGUCAUGGUACUGGUCUGAGUUUUAAAUAUCAUUGAUGGUUUUAAUGUGAGAGAUGGUCAUGUUGUCUUACAGCAUCUGAGCAAGUUGAGUAGUGACUUGCUUGUACUCUGGAGCAUGAAACGGGAGAGCUCCAGCCUUAUCUCCGUCUUGUGUACUCUUGUCUUGGGAACAAACACACAAAGGAUAAAUCUGCUCUUGUCUGCAACUGCUCUCUGAUAUGAAUCCCUUGGCCAGCUUAUCUCAUGCAGUUGUUUCCUAGUCAUUCAGGUGUGUGCCAAUCCAUGAGUUUAAAUACAUUGAUCUGAGGGCAGGAACUGAGACCGUGUGAGUCCCUCUGUACCAGCUUUCCCUGGAUGCCUCUAAGUGUAGUGAUAACCUGUGGAGAAAGCAAAUGGUGCUGCCCUACCCUCACUAUCCACAGGGAUGUCCACCCAGGGAACCAGCACGCAAUAGCUCAGGUGCUAUAAAUUCCUCUCAGGCAGGGUUCAGGUUUUUGAAAGUUUGGCACUGAUGCUGGUUUUGGGGCACCUCCAGAGUGCAGCAGAGCAGAAGCAGCUCACAGAACCAGAGUUUAUAAAUAAUUACCUGCUUUUUCUACUGGCUGCAGACCCUGGGUCACAAACUACCCUGUCAUGGUGAUGUGCUAAACCCGAGCAGAURAGACACCUUCUUUGAUCUGAAAUCUGCCGGAUGUUUAAUUUCUUAGAGGAAGCCAACCCUGUGGCUUUCAGAAGGUAUUUCCCCACCUUURACAGCAAAUAGCUUUUAUCUCAGCUUGUUUUCUUCUGUUAUUUUUAGGGUGUGGUACAACAGGUAUUAGAAUAAAUUUUGUGCUUUUCAGUGAUGGUUUGAUUCAUAUAAAUCAGGCUUGCARGAACCUCACAUGGUUGUGAGAGCCUGGGACGCCGUUAGGGAGCUACAGUUUCCUUUUGUUAUGAGUCUCACUAGUGCCUGCUCUUGUAUUUGAAGAAGAGAAAGCCUUGGCUGGUAUCUCUUACCCUGUUUUAGUUCAUGAAGCAACAAGAUGUGUUGUGUGCAUACUGCUGGCUGAAGAGCAGUUCCUGUGUAUUUUGUUAGCCAGACACUCCUGAUUUGGAGCUUGAUAUUGCCUAAGAGUAACUGUCACCUCUAGAGCCACACAGGUUAUGAAAUAACUGCUAUCUUGAACUAGAGGAGAGGGGAUAAAAAGCUGAGGGAAUGUCAUUGCUGUUUUUGGAGAGCCUACAGGAGCCCUGGAGAGAUGGACCAGGAACACCCUGAUUUGGGAAGUGUUGGGAGGGACUGGGCUGUAGUUCCUGCRAGGCAUGUGGCAGCAUGAGGAGUUCCUAACUUCCACAUCGCUGUGUCAUCCUGCAGGCAUUACUUUGUCUGCUACCUGAAAGCUUCUGGGUCGGGACAUUGCAUUCCUCUCUGGGAAAGGUAACCCAGGGAAUCCGUUCACAUGCCACAGGAUGUAAUGCUGGAGCAACGGAAAUGCACCACUGCUUUUUUGUAUAUCUGCCUCUUUUAAAUAAUGUUGAAUCAAAUGCAAUUUUUUUUUGGAGGGCAAUGGGAGUCAACUAACUKGGAAGAGAAUUCUUGUUCAGUUUGUUGUUUAUUUUCUAAAAGRCCAAGAACCUUCAAAUCUGCAAAUKAAACAGGAGAYAWGUUGUGCUUCUCUCUUCUGAAGCACAACUGGCUUCUGCUGAGCACAAGCCUGACCCACCCCAGAAGCUCUGCAGUUGCUGCUAUGUUUUCAUGCUAAACCUACAAGUCUGGUUCCCUAGCAAGGCUGAGGCCUCAGGCAAGGUCUAGGCRAAACACAGCUCAAGGCCUCUGGCAGCAGGUGAGCAAGCUCAACUCUCCUCAGCUUAUGCAGGCACAGUGUCAGGCUUAGCAAGAGCCCUGUGAGUGUUGGACCUGAUGUGACUCAUGUAACCAGCCCAGUCACAGACCUUCUGUGUGUUAUUGGGACCUCGGUCACUUCUCUGGGGUCUUCUCCCUCUUAGUUCCUGGAGGAAGAUCUCUUUCUAGGAUAGCUUUAUCUCCCUGCAAGAAAAGUUAUUGACUGGAGUAAACAAUUAGCAUAAUUAGUGUGAAUUAAAGUAAUUUGGGAAAUGCCUUAUUCAUCAUCCAAAGGCUUGUAAGCAAUGCAUGAAAAUACAUUUUUAAUUAUAAACAAGAUUUAUGUAAAGUUAAUGGACCCAUAUUUAAAUUCAAACUCCUGAAUGGGAGAAAAUGAAGGCUAUUAAUUUAUUUGUUUCUACUUUCAAGGCUAUAUCCCAGUUGCCUGGUUUUAACUUGGGCUUCAUGCAAAAACUUGCAGCCCUGUAAGCCUGGAGCCAUUGAAGUAGCUCCUUUCCUUUCUUAAUGCUCUUAGUUCUGCUGGAGUAUUUAAACAGCCACUCAGCAGGGCCCAUGCUGGGCAGACAUGCUUUUGUUUCCAGUCYUCUUGAUGGUGUUCAGAAGGCAAGAAGUUAAUGGCCUUGAAUUGAGCCAGGCCUCCUACAGAUACUGUUUGAGCUUCCUUCACUAAUCCCUGCCAGCUCCUGUUCUCUCAGAAGCUGCUACUCUCCUGCCACUCCAGGCCUUGCUUCCCAUGCAGCUUUGCUCAGGUGCCUCAGUCCUGAUUUGCAACAGCUCCUGCCAUUCCCAUUUUGGGCCUGCUGAGCACGCUGUGUUGUACAAGCUUUCCAGCACGUUCAAAGGAAAUCUCCGAACUGACUUUCACCAUGCUGAAAAGCCAGGUUAAGUGCCUUCAGUGUUUUGGGGGUUUUUUUCCUUCUUCCUUCUCAGCAGAGUAACAUUAGCUUUAAAGUCUUUCUGAGCAUUUCUCCUCUGGUUUUGUUCCCAGCAUUCCAAGUCUUGUGGUCUGUGGUUUACAGGCAAUGCCAGCAUGGCCUGACAAACCUCCCAAGCAGAAGAGAUGAUUUCAUAGCUCUUCACAGGCGCUGCUCCGGCAAUCCUGGAGCCAGGCAUUGUUACACUUGGGAAAAUCUGGUCCUGGCUSUUGCCAGAGGAUGGUGGAUUUCCUUGGAGAUUCAUUGAUUGUUUUGGCUGGAAGGGAAAUUUAUUGUCACCUAUUGUGACCCCACACAUACCCUUUCAUGUGGGGAUAAUGCCAUCAAGCCUAUGACUUSGAUUUGGACUUGGAACUAGUCCUUCAGAAAGGAUUUUGAUCCAGCCAUGGUGCUGAGGCCUCCAGGCAUUCCUGAUUUCACAGACAGGCUAUGAAUUGGGAGACAGGAGGGAACAGGGGAGGUGAUSUGAACAAGGGGCUGGGGGGUGUUUCUGAUGCCCUCACUUCAAAAUAAGUAAAUUGUAAAUUCCACUGCAAACUGGAGCUUUCACAGGAUCUUCCUAACAGUGCAGCAAAGUGAGAACAGCAGUCAUACCAAGUGAUUUGGAUUGUUACAACAAUCAUCARAUUCUUCUGACAAGGGGCAUGUGAGAUCAGACACAAUUAUCUUCUCCCCCAAAUAAUUCAGCUCCACCUUCUCUKGGUAUGCUGCCACCAUUUCUAAUCUGCAGUGAGUUCUAGAGAGAUAAAUGAUUAUUUGUCUGAUUAUCUGAUUAUUUUCAAYAGAAGAGAGGUGUGAGCAGAGGGAACCUCCCUGUGCACGCAUUAACAGCUUUUGGUACUGCAUUGUAAUAAAAGCUGGAAGAUCUUCUUUCUGUCGUUGAUGUUGGGAUGAGCCCUGGCUUGUCUGYUUGGAUUCCCUACAGGAAUUGCAGACCCAAACUGAACACUAAUGAAAGAUGCACAGGUUUUAGUGCCUAGAAGUGAGGAUGGGGCUACAAGGAUCAAGUUAUUACAGGAUCUCAGGACCAUCCUUCCAUCUCUGUAAACACAGGUGGAGGGAAACUGAAUCAUGCAGUCUUUGCUCUGAUUAGUCAGCAAGAUCUGAUUUGUCAGAGAAGUGAAUGCCACCAUUUUUUGUUUGGUGCUGUAUUGGGGAAAAAUGUCCGCGAAGGAGGAUGCCACAAUCAGGAUAAUUUUUGCUGUUGUAGCUUACUCUGCCUUGAUGAGGAUGCCUGGCACACAUCCUUCUGUAUAAUGUCCCUAGACACUGACUUCAACAGAAGUUCUGAUUUUAACUGUGUUUCAGGGAAAGAUAGAAAUUACUAGAAAAACAAGGAUUAGGAGGAAUUUUUCAAAGGCCUCUCCUGCUAAGUGAGGUGCUCUGGAGGAAAAGGAGUUGUCAGCUCAGAGCUUAAUCAGCAAAGCUCUGGGGUUCAUGCUUUUAGCUCUUGCUGAAGGCAUUAAGUUCCUGUGUGUCACUGCCUGGCUGAAUGAGAGCUUGUAUUGCUUAAAAAGUGGGACACACUGCRGGAAAUUACCUUUGUAGGCAGCCCUGAGUGCUAAUCUGAACUAAAUAGGAUACAACCACCUUUGUUAGGUGAGCAUGAACAGGGCCUGGACACUUGGCUGGAACACUGGCAGGGRAAGGCAAGGGAAUCUGAGCUAUGUGUGCCUCUGCUUUUUCCUCCUGCCCAGGGGUUGUGUGGUAUGGCAGUUCUCAUGCUGGUGAAGGCUUUUGUUCUUAGUAUUUGACCCWCAGUGGGAUGUGGCUGCUGUUGGAAAGCAGUGAUGGCAAAGCUCACUGGCAAGUUUUACAUGUUAGCACCUGCCAGCAGCUCCCAGCCUGUUGGUCCAUGGCUGUUUCCAGGAAAGAAAAAACUCUUGRUGAGAUUUAGAYCUUGCUGUCCUACACUGUGCUCUSUGGURUAAACCUCAAAGAGCUCUCCCUGCAAGCACCGAUACAGUGUGGGAACAGCAGCUUGAUUUUUGGGUGUAGUAUGACUGCUGUAUUCAGGUUGUCUUUGCUGUCCAAAGGAUCCUUGUAGCUCUUGCAAUUUCAUGUUAUGUGGAAGUUUGGGAGUUUUGGGAGAUUGCAGCCAAAAUUUUGCAAUAUGAAACUUGCUUUCAGCUCCUGUGAAGUGGGAAGCUGCUGUUGGCAGUCCCUGGUCACAGGGGCCAGACUCACACCUCUGUGAUGUGUGUGGAACAGGGGCGAUGUGCUCAGGUGUAAGGAGCACCCUUUCCCAGGGUUACUGGGUGUGGCUUUCCUCAUUUGGAGAUUAAAUUGCCUGAUCUUCAUCCAGACUGCUUCUUCAUCUCUGGGACCAGGYUCAAGGCAUGCUGCAUAUCCCCCUCACCCGGGGAGCUGUACCUGGGCAGGGCCACCUCCCUGCAGUCUGCAAUUACACAGCUGUGUGGCUUUUUUUCACAUUCAGUGCCAUUGAUGGAUGUGAAGAGGUCAAUGGAAGUUGCACAGAAAACUAAAAUCUGGCUUUUCCACAAUUUCAAGUGACUUCUUCCCUACUCAGAUGAGUCUCGGUAGGAAGGCUGGAAUAUAUUUACAGACAUUCACUAAGAGGCUGAAUGUACUUAGAGAAAUGUGUGUGCAGUAACUCUGGCUUUACAAUAGGAUGUUGAUUUAAUUUUCCUCUUACACAAAUCUCGGAGCACUUUGUCUAAUUAAGGCUUUCCAAAGUCUUAUAAGGUAGGGUGUUAUUAUGCCCAUUUUAUGCAGGAGAAAGAGAAGCAGGAGGCAAGCCCUGAUGAGAGGGAAAUCCUCUUGUAUUCUGGGAAGCCCAGAGUUAGUGAGCACAGGGGAGGACUUGCCAGCUAGAAUCACAUUGUUUCAGGUGCUUGCAGAACCAGCUGUGUUUCCAGUACCGUAUGCUUUGGGAACACCUUUCCUACCUGCAAGGUUUGGUUCCCCUGGCCUGGGCCAUGGCAGCUGUGCAAUUCCAGGUGACUGCACGUUUGCAGGUGCCUGCACACAGCUUCCUGCCUUCCUCCUCCUGCAGCAGGACACACGUUGCCUUGGAUCAGGGCUCUGAGGAUGCGCUUGGCUUGCUGUUUGUGUGGAGGCUGAGUGACCUGGAUGCUUUCCUACUAGGUUUGAGUAUCAAAGCCGCCCUAAUGGGAUACCUGAAGGUGUAGACAGUGGGAGGGGCAGGAACAACCUCCGAGAUAAACUCCAUUGUGUGGGAGGGUARAGGCUCUCCGAAUGGCCUCAGGAAGGAGUCAGGCAAUGGCAUGUUAUCUUGGAGGAGCUCAAAUACCGAUUUUCUCAGUAAGGAAAAUGAGGAAAGACACUUAAUGUUCCUAGUGUGGCAGAAGCCACACAAGGGUAACAUGUUUUGAAUACCCCAAGCCUAGAAAAAUCUUUGCUGGCUGCUCAUGCCUCAUUAGGUCUAAGAGAAUCUGCUGUGCAGACAAGGAUUGGCCUUCUUCAGGAUGUGAUGCCUGGAGGUGACAUCAUCCCCUGGUGCUAAAAGCUUAAAAAGCCUGUUGAGUGUUAAACUCUUGUGGUUUUUGGUUGGGUUUUUUUUUUUCCCCAGUGCUAUACUAUGUUUGGAUUUGAGAUCACUGAUGUCAGCUUUUACCUUUUAAAGGAUCAGGCUAUUUGUUGUUUUUCUCCUGUCUCCAGCUGCCUGUGUCACUGAGGAAUCUCAGCUCUUCUUUUGUGUGCCUUAUAUCAGUAGAUUUCCAGACCUUGUAGCAGUUCAGAAAUGCUUGGAAAAAUGGAGUUAGAGUAUUCCACAAGCCUGGAAAACACAGGCAAAGAAAAAUCACCAAAACCACAAAAUCCUUAAAAAUAUCAGGAUCUUGACUUCUGACAUUUUAUCUUUUCAAAAUUCAAGGCAGACAGAGCUUGUUAUGUGGUCUGUUAAAAUUGUUAGAAAAUCCUACCAAAUUUUGGUCUAAUCUAACCUGGGUUUGCAGGGAAGCUAUGGUGGGAAGGCAGGGCUCGCUGCUGUUUUGCUGAGCAUGUUGUGCCUUUGGGAAGGGAGCUUCAGUCAAAUYCAGUGACUAAGAAGAUGGCUGCAGCAGCUGGGUCGUUCCUCAAAACAUGAUGCAAGUGCUAUGUACUAGAGAUAUCACUGACACACAUGGAGGCUCAGACAAGAAGAGGAGAGGAGAGCUACCACAGGAAUGUAGUCAGAGGCAUUAACACUGGUUGAUGGCUGACCUGGAGAGCUGGAUGUGCACAGGAGGGAUCUGGCAGAGCUGAUGGUGGAGGAGGGCUGGCUUGUCCCCAUGGAUGAGGUAAUAUUUAGUUAGCCACUUACGUACUGUGUUGUUCAUAACCAGCUCCUCUGAAAGGAUCACAGCUCAGGGGCUCUUACAAAGUUAAUGAAAAAAAAGGGAAAAGAGAAGUUUCAUGCGUCACUCAAGUGUGGGCUGGAAGGAGACGUUUCCCUGCGUGAGAUUUCAUGGAGGUCCAAAUAGUCUCUCUUGCUGGGCCAGAUUGCAAAACACACAGAAACUGCUCCCAAACUAUAAUACAAUGGGGAAAAUCAAGUUGAGGUCAACAAAAUCUUGAUUCCUACCCUUACAUUGUUUUAGUUUUGAGGCUCUAUAAACUUUUAGAAGUAGUAUCUUGAAACAGUUAACAUCAGAAUUUUUAAUUUAAUCCAAAAAUUUCCUGUACAAAAUGAACUAUGUACAUAUUCCAGCCACUUUGCAGUAGCAGUCCUUUCCCUGUAAGAACAGAAACUUGCAGCCUGACCUUUUCUUGCCAGAAGCACAUUCCAAUGUGUUGGCUUUUCUUAUUAAAAAAAAAAACAAAACCAGAAGAGCAUUUCUCUGCUGAGUCCRAACCUGGAGGAUCAGCUCCUAGCAGAAAAGAUGUCAUAAGAAAUUGUCCAAG